CGCUGUGUAGUUGACAUGUAGCAAAACUAAUUCCAUUUUGUGGAAAUUCGGACAAACAAAAUUAAUUUCCUUGGUACUGAAUAUUUAAAAUAUUAAAGUUUAAGUGCACUUAAAGAACAAAGACCAGUGAAAAAAGCACCUUCAGACUUCUGGCUACCAAACGCGAUAGUCGGGGCAUGUUGUAAUGUAGCCGCUGUCCUGGUAAAGCUAUGCAAAAAAAGACGCAUGUGAAUUUUUACUCUGUAUUGUGAACGAUGAACCAGAUGAUAGGUUGUGUGCAAGCGAGAUAGCAAGUGUCGAACACGGAGAGCAGAGUAGACACAAAAACUCGCAUUUUAGUGCGGGGCCCGAGCCCAUUCCGAAGUAAAUUGUGACUUGGGGCUCGCCCUCACCUUCCGCCCGUCAUUUGGAACAAGUCACCACCUCAACAGAUAACAAAUUUCAAUUGAACGCGCAACAUGGCGGAGGUGGUAGAGGAGCUGCCAGCAGCAGCAGCCGCCUCGUAUGCGGAUGAUGUCGGUGCUUCUGUUAUUGUUGAGCCUGUCACAGGCCUGCCGGGCGGAUUACCCCUCACUGCCAAUGGCACCGGCAGAACACUAACCCUUCCACCGGCAGCCAUGAAAUUCGCCGACCUCACGGAGAGUGGCAGCGAAAGUGGCGACGGUGAAGGCGAUGGCGAUGGCAGCGCCAACGCCAACAGCAACGGCAAUGGGGAGCCGGGCACCAGUGCAUCGGGCAGUGGACGGACCUCGCCGCCGCCCAACUGUGCCAUCUGCCUGUCGCGCUGCAAGCGAAAAUGCUUCACCGACUCGUGCAUGCAUCAGUUCUGCUUCAAGUGUCUCUGCGAGUGGAGCAAGGUUAAAGCCGAGUGUCCGCUGUGCAAGCAGCCCUUCAAGACAAUCAUCCACAAUGUGCGUACACUGGAUGACUUUGACAGCUAUCCGGUUCAGAACUCAUCACCGCCCAUACCAGAUCACCAUCCAGCGCUGCGUUUCCAAAUUGUGCGACGUCCCAGGUUCAUGCCGCUCGUGCAGAACCAGUCGUCGAUGACGAACGACCUGGACGGCGCUGCGGCUGGUGAUGGUUCACAGGAUGGCCUGCCCACAGCUGAAUCAUCGGGUGGUCGCCACUCAUACAAUCGCUUUGAGCCGUACCGCAUGGAGUUGAUGAACUUCUAUCGAAACGACCAGGAUCCCGCCAUCUCGGGCAGUUCGCUGAGCCAACUCUGGCGGCGCUAUGUCUACGAUCGCAAGCUGUAUGCCCUGCCAGUCAGUGAUAGCCUCACCGGCCACUUCCGCGAGUGGAGUGCUCGUUUCUACAGAAACAAUCCUGCCCAGAUGCAUCGCCUGAUGCCGUGGAUACACCGCGACAUUGUGUGCCUGCUGAGGAAUGCCGCGCACAGUGUCAGCACCGUGAUGCAGCUGAUGCACGACAUUCUGCCCAUGACGAACAUACUGGGACCCACAUUCCGGCGCCGCUUGUCGCCGUUCUUGGGCGAGCGGACCAGUCACUUCAUCCACGAGCUGUUCAACUUCGCCCGCUCCCCAUUCGACAUGAUUGGCUACGACCAUGUGGUCCAGUACUCGGCCCGUGUGGCGGAGGAGGUGGAAGUGGAUCUGCUGGACAUGGUCGAAACGCAGUCGUCCAACGAGAGCGACUUACAUUUGGAGGUCGGCGAUGGGGAGACGGCCAACGCAGAGUCCUCCAACGACUGGAAUGCAGCCAACGAUCGUCCGUCCACCAGUGUGAUUGUGACCAAUCCCGGUGCCACACAUUCCUUCAGCGUGACAAUGGACAGCGAUGGCAGCGAGCUCCCAGGGAUCUCAAUACGACGUGCGACCUCAACCGUCGGCUCCCAGACGGUGGCCAUCAACUUGAGCAUGCGGCGUCCGGCCAACGAGACGGAAGUGAUCGAGAUCGAUGACGGCGAUGCUGCUGCCAAUGCUGAGGUGGCCGCCAUCAACGAUGGCAGCAACUCAAACAGGCGACAGGCCGGCGCCAGCAUACCGAUUAGUGCCCACAUUGAGCUGGAGAGCAGCAGCAGCUCCAGCGGGGAUGAUGAGUGUGUCUUUGUGCUGGAGCUGAAGCCGCCGCAUUUGCGGACACCCGAGCAGGUGACCCUCGACUCCAACAGCGACUCGGACGUUGUCUUUGUGAAUGAAGAGAACGAGAGUCCGACGGCCACCCAUCGGCCAUCAGCCACAACAGACGCCGUGAAUGAUGCGGAACAGAACGCGGCUCAAACGGCCAAUCAUGGCCUAUACAUGGGUCCCAGUACAAGCGCUGCCGCCAGCAGAGGCAAGAACUGGAAGCAGUGCUACGACUACACACGUCGUCAGGAUCUGUUACGCAUCGCUGGCUCCACACGAUCGAAACGCACCAGCCAUCCUCGCCUCAUUCCCCCAGUUAGCCAAAGCAGCAGUUCGAGCAGCAGCAGCAGCAGCAGCAGUAGCAGCAGUGCCACACCUUUCCAAUGGAGCUCGAGCAGCGACGACAGCAGUGAAAGCAAUAGCGAACAACUUUGGGCUUCCGCCAAAAGAAAACAUCGCAAAGCGUUGGCACGCAAGCGUCCGGCUCCCCAGAAGCUCAAGAGAUCAACACGAAAGCGCAGCAGGCGACAGGUGGAGCAGGCGCCAGAGCAAAGUCCCCCCAAGGAGGAAGAUGAUGAGAAAGAGAAGAAGCCGCCGGAGGCUGAGCCUGAGCCUGAGGCUGAAAGCAGUUCCGAUGGUAGUUCAAGCGAUGAUGAGUCGGGAGGCGACAGUAGUGAAGCGAGUGAGCCCAAAAAAAAGAGUAGCAGUGACGACUCGGACGAUGGUAGCCCUGAACUAAAUCUUCAGCUUAGCGCAUUGCGCGCCGUUUUGCGCUCGGAGGCGGUGUUGGAGGAUCGAAAGCCGCUCAAGCUGGAGCUGCAUAUGCCGGAUGAGCAGGAGCGAGAGCAGGCACAGCUGUCUCAGGCACCACUGGGGGAGCAGCAGGCGGAGGAAACGCAGCCAGAGUGCAGUGCGCCGAAGCGUCGUCGCAGCUGCAGCAAUAGUAAUCUGUCCAGCCACAGUGCCAGCGUAGCGAGCAGCACAACAGCCACCUCCAGCUCGGCACUGAGCUCAUUCAACUGGCGGGCAACGAGCUAUGCGAUUGAUCCUCUGGUGCGUGGCAGUGGCACCACCGAUGUGCAUGACAUUGCCCACUCACUGAUUGAACUGUCCACACUGACGCAUGAAAGAAACGACGCUGGUGACGGGGCAGACGUAGACGUGGACGUGGACGGUGGCGUCAGUGGAGGCUUGUUCAAUGAUCAGUCAAGUGGAGUCGAGGAAGCGAUUAGCUUUCUACGCCAUGCACUGCCUAACACUGCCAAUAGCCUUGAGGACGAUGUGCGUCUGGGAUUGUACUCGGACGUGGAUGCAGAAGUCAGCAACGAACAGAGUCAAUAUCGGAUGGAGUCGACCAUCGAUGUGGUUGGUGAACCUUUGGUGGAAGCAGAUGCGGAUGCAGAGACUGCAGACGACACUGCCACAGCCACCGAAGAUCAGGAGGAAGACGAGGAUGAAGAUGACGAUGAUGAAAAUGAAGAUGAGGACGACGAUGAAGAUGAUGACAACGAGAAUGAAAAUGACGACGACGACGACGAUGAUAAUGAUAAUGAUGAAGAUUAGCCAGCUAGCAUAAGCUUCAAUCGUUUAUUACACUAAAAAUGCUGUUCGAAAUGUGUAUUUAAAAGAUUAUGUAUGGUCUUCUCCUAUUCUGAAUUCUUAAAUAUGUUGCCCUUGUCCCCCAUAUAAUAAUAUAUUAUUAUUUAACUUGUAAUGUAAGUAAAUAGUUUAAUCCUAGGCCUAAGGUUGCCAUGUUAAGUUGUAAAUAUUCAGGCCCCUCUUAAUAUAUUUUACAUAUAUGUUUUUACUCCUACCUAUAAGAAACAUUAUUAAAAAAAAAUGUUAUCCCACAUCACUAAUGUAUCCAGUUCCCAAAACGGAUCCUUUGAAGCAUUGAGAGCUAUCCAACCACCCGAUAUGUGAUCCCUACCCAUCCCUACCCAACCCAUCCCCCCCCAUCCCUUUCCCACACAUGUUGUACAUUUAUUUAUUUAAGCGGAUCUAAAAAUACCUAUAUACAAUAAUUAAUGUUCAUAGCUUGAACCAUAGAACUAACGCCGCUUUGGCACACAGAUUAUUAUAUGGAGAGAGUGUUAAAUGUUUUUGGAUACUGGCCGCCUAAUGGCGUGGCCAAUUAUGAAAUUUAGUACUCAAAACAGAAAAGAACAAACAUUAAUUAUAAUACA
This is a messenger RNA of Drosophila obscura, 4276 nucleotides long. It is a transcript of the gene Topors, whose product is annotated as E3 ubiquitin-protein ligase Topors. Gene Ontology annotation, molecular function: ubiquitin protein ligase activity; metal ion binding. Gene Ontology annotation, biological process: protein polyubiquitination; protein monoubiquitination. The transcript has 4 exons. Bases 459 to 3653 code for a protein of 1064 amino acids. The record is from RefSeq and is a predicted model, not a curated record. Lineage: Eukaryota; Metazoa; Arthropoda; Insecta; Diptera; Drosophilidae.